Paramecium octaurelia is the source of this 1350-nucleotide messenger RNA. NCBI's taxonomy places the organism in Eukaryota, Ciliophora, Oligohymenophorea, Peniculida, Parameciidae. The record is from the annotation of a GenBank genome assembly.
AUGAUCAAAAUUUGUGGUUAUUGUAUGUCUAAUUUGCAGAAACUGAGAAAGUAUGCUCCUCCUAAAAAAUUAGAUGCAAAAACCCUAAGACCCUAUCAGCAUCCAACUAACCCUUUGACUAAAAAAAUUGACAUUCUCUCCCCAACAAAACCCGAGCGAUUUCUAUUAGAAGAUUAUGAAACACCAUCCACUCUGUAUACCAUCAAUGAACAAGCCAUAAAAACUUCUGAUUUGGGAACAAAAGUCUCAAAUAAAAUAUUAUUGAAACCAUUAGCUCAAAAACCAUCUGUUGCCAUUGAAGAAUAGAAAUUCUUAGCUGUUUCAAUUAUUGGACCUCCAAAUUCAGGGAAAUCCACCUUUUUAAAUCAGUUAAUAGGUGAACCAAUAAGCGCUGUAUCAAACAAGAGUAAUACCACAGUCUCAGAAAUCAGAGGAGUGCAUACAGAUCUCAAAAGUGGUGUUUAAAUAGAGCUUGUUGAUACUCCAGGAGUGACCAAGCGCUACAAAUUUUCAAAGCAUUUUGUAACAAAGGCUUGGGAUGCCAUUGAAGACACUAAUAUGGUGAUCAUUUUAAUUGAUGCUAUAAAGACCUUGGAUAUUAGCAUGAAGAAUGUCAUGUCAAGAUUAAAUAAGAUCAAAGUAGAUUAAGAGCAAUUAAGAAGUUACUUCAGAAAUGAGGAUGAUUUCAGAUUGUCAGAAGAUAAACCAAUUCCUAAAAUACUUGUUUUCAAUAAGAUGGAUUUAUGUUUUAACAAGAAGAAAUUGAAGUGGUUAUAAACUGAGAUGGAAGAUCUAGGAAAAUAUGAUUAGACAUUUUACAUAUCCUCUUUAACAGGAUAUGGAAUGGAGGAAUUGAAAUAAUAUUUAUAUUCCCAAAGUUUUUAAUGUAGAUGGAAAUAUAAUGAAAAUCAGAAGCAUCUAUUUACACCUAUGGAUUAAUUAGAAUAAAUAGUCAGAUAAGCAAUAUUUAAGAGAUUCUAUAAUGAAAUUCCAUUCAUUAUUGGAAUUUAUGUGAAAGAAUUUAGAGUCACAAACAAAGAAUCUGCUAAAAUUGAAGUAUAAAUUAAUGUUUAAACUUCAUCAUAAGCAAGGAUUGUUAUUGGAGAAGAUGGUAGGGCUAUUAAAUAAGUGAAAAAUGAGAUUGAAAUAGUUAUGGCAGAAAUCUAUAAGAGAUUAUUCCAGGUCAAAUUACAAGUAACAAUUAAAUAGGGUGAUAAAUAAAUAGAAUUUGAUGCAGAAAAAGAAGAUAGGACUGAACAUGCAUAAUUAGAUGAGACUUUAUGGAGAAAAGAGGAAAGAGAAAGAAGGCAACUUCUAAAUGUUAAAUUUUCAAAAUUUUUAUAAGAUUGA